AUGCCUGUUCCACCGCAAAUGGCUCCCUUGCCCAUCGCCAGGCUGGCUGCCUACCAACGUCCCUUCACUUACGUCGGUAUCGACUACUUCGGGCCCUUCUUGGUUGCUGUAGGACGGCGAAGCGAAAAAAGAUGGGGCGUUAUUUUCACCUGCCUAACCAUACGGGCAGUGCAUAUAGAACUGGCGUGCUCUUUGGACACUGCAUCGUGCAUAAUGUGCAUCCGAAACUUCAUCAAUUGGCGCGGGACCCCGAGAGAAAUUUACAGCGACAAUGGCACUAACUUCAAAGCUGCUGAAAAGAUUAUCUGUGACAAAGCGCAGACGAUCAACUUCAACGCCGUGCAACCGGCGUUCGUUGACAUCAAAUGGAAAUUUAAUCCACCAGCCGCUCCUCAUAUGGGGGGAGCAUGGGAGCGACUUGUUCGUUCCGUCAAGACUGUACUCUACGCAAUCUGCCCAGCGAGGAAAUUCACCAGCGCGGGGCUAAAAAGCGCACUCUGGGAAGUGGAAUUCAUCCUAAAUUCCAGACCGCUUACUUUUGUCUCUCUGGACAGCAAAGACGACGAGGCUAUCACCCCUAACCAUCUACUACUAGGGUCAGCAAGCGGCUAUAAACCAGUCUUCGAAACCACACAUACCGUACAGCACAUGUGGCAAGCUGUACAAGAAUUCGCCGAUCAAUUCUGGCGACGAUGGGUACGCGAAUACGUUCCAGAUUUAGCCAGGCGAGGAAAAUGGUUUACGAAGAGACCACCAAUAGCAGCUGGAGACGUCGUUGUAAUAUUGGACGAGACUCUGCCCCAAAAUAGAUGGCCAAAAGGUAUAGUCGAGCAAACAAUCCUGGCCAAAGACAACCAGGAGGAACAAGUAGAUCAGUUCAACGACGAUCGUCUAAAGCUACGACAAAAGGCUAAGAUUAAUAUAGAGAAGGCGCAGGCGAUUUACAAGAGGAAUUAUGAUAAGAACAAGAAAGGUGAAGCUAUCUAUCAAGUUGGCGAUAUGAGACAUCUUCGGCCUGCUGGAGGAGGUGGACCGAGACCUUCUGGAUUUUCCAGUAACGGAUCCACAGAGAACCCAUCCGAACAUCGUCUCGAUCCCCACGAAGGAAUCACCAACAUUCUUGAUGAUUCGUUCCCCAAGGAUAGUGGGAAGGAGCUCGGCUCCAAGCACCAAAUCCACAGGAGCUUUUUGGUGAAAUUGCGGAUCAGCGAGCGGAAGGUCAAGCGAAUCCUGCUUCACCUUAUUCGGGACGGCGCGGGACGGAAGUGCUUCAGCUACACUAGGCAGCACCACGGCGACUGCUUGGAACCGUCGCAGCGGUUCGUCAGGAGGAGAAAUCUGUAA
Drosophila willistoni is the source of this 1344-nucleotide messenger RNA. RefSeq lists its product as uncharacterized. NCBI's taxonomy places the organism in Eukaryota, Metazoa, Arthropoda, Insecta, Diptera, Drosophilidae. The transcript has 3 exons. Gene Ontology annotation, molecular function: nucleic acid binding. The record is from RefSeq and is a predicted model, not a curated record. The coding region runs from base 1 to 1344 and encodes 447 amino acids. Gene Ontology annotation, biological process: DNA integration.